Cucurbita pepo subsp. pepo (vegetable marrow) is the source of this 620-nucleotide messenger RNA. NCBI's taxonomy places the organism in Eukaryota, Viridiplantae, Streptophyta, Magnoliopsida, Cucurbitales, Cucurbitaceae. The record is from RefSeq and is a predicted model, not a curated record.
ACAGGUUCGAGAUCUAAGAAACGAGUCGUUUUCCAGGAUCAACCGUUAUCUUCAAAUGAGGAGACGGCUCUCUACCUCCAGAUUUCAUGAAAUCAAGCUGAGUUAGUGAAAUUUGAUGCAUAAAAGAAGAUUAUUGUGUAGUAGUAUUAAUGGAAGCCAGUUCAUCGCCAUGCGCCUCCUGCAAAUUGCUACGGCGGCGCUGCACAAAGGACUGCAUUUUUGCCCCAUAUUUCCCUCCCAAUGACCCUCUCAAGUUCGCCAUUGUUCAUAAGAUCUUCGGCGCCAGCAACGUCAGCAAAAUGUUGCAGAAUGUCUCAGUUGAUCAAAGAGCGGAUACUGUGAGUAGUAUAGUAUAUGAAGCAAAUGCUAGAAUGCGAGAUCCCGUAUAUGGAUGUGUAGGAAUAAUCUCAUUUCUGCAAAAUGAAGUGUCCCAAUUGAAAAUGCAACUAGCAGAAGUACAGGCGGAGAUCUUAAGUUUUCAAAUGCAGCAGCCCGUAGCUCCAAUGACAUUCCCGACGACCCAAAUGGAUCAGAGUUACAUGUUUGAACAUUCAAGUAAUUAAGUUUGAUCACUCGUGAGUACUCAAAGCUCAAGUGAGUAAUGAUCGUUCUUUUUACCU